Phaedon cochleariae (mustard beetle) is the source of this 2067-nucleotide messenger RNA. Lineage: Eukaryota; Metazoa; Arthropoda; Insecta; Coleoptera; Chrysomelidae. The record is from the annotation of a GenBank genome assembly.
AUGUCAAGAGUUGUACAUUUAUCAAAGAUAUUCACUUCUCCAAAAUUGCAUAAUACAAAAACAGUGAUCUCUGCUUGGACAAAAAAGUCACAUUUCCACAUCCAAAGCUGUUUAUAUAGCAGUAGUAAAAACAAUGGCAACAAUAAGGCAGGAGGAGACAAAUCCAAAGAAAAGGAUGCCAUUCAAACCCAUCCAUGUUCCAACCCAUCCCAGGACACCAAUAAAGAAAACAGCAAUUUGAAACUUAGGCAAUGCAAACCUUUAGAUAUAAACCCACUCAGUUCUCCUGUGAACUGUAAUUCAAAAAUCCCUUCCAUCAAAGACUGUCCUACCCCCAAUUUGAUGAGUGAAAUUCCUGAUCCCAAAUGUGGAUAUGAAGAACAUGAUGGAAAACAUAGGAGCAGAAACAAAACAAUUUUUUUAUUGGGAUUAUUGGUAGUGGCACUGACAAUGGGCGCAGUGUGGUUUGUGAGCCCCUUGGAAUAUAAAACAGAAAAACAGACAGAAAAGAAAGAGACAAGCAAAGGAAAGAAAAAACGUGCCAUUAUCAAAACACCAGCAAACUCCAAAGAUAUACCAAAAAAGGUACCUUACUUGCUGAUAGGUGGAGGUACUGCUUCAUUUUCUGCUUUUCGUGCCAUCAAAUCUUCUGACCCACAAGCCAAAGUUUUGGUUAUCUCAAAUGAAUCAUUCUAUCCCUACAUGCGACCACCACUAUCUAAAGAAAUAUGGUUCAAUGAUGAUAAAGAUUCAGUGAAGAAGCUUAUUUUCAAGCAAUGGAAUGGAUCAGAAAGGAGUUUAUUUUAUGAGCCAGAUGAUUUCUAUGUGGAAUGCAAGGAGCUGAUGGGAAGCCCAAAUGGUGGUGUAGCUGUGGCCAGAGGAUGGACCAUCACUGAAUUGGAUGUUGUAGAGAGAAAAGCCUACCUAGAUGAUGGAUCAGUCAUCGAAUAUGAAAAGUGCCUCCUAGCCACUGGUGCUAAACCCAAACUAUCACCUGUUUUCCAAGUGGCUAUAGCUGAUGAAAAACUGAGUGAACUGGUUAAGACAUACAGGAACGUUUAUGAUUUUGAGGAAACAUUAGAGAUGUUCAAUGACUCCAAAAGUAUAGCAAUCAUAGGAGGAGGAUUUCUUGGGAGUGAGUUGGCUUGUGCCAUGGCACGAAAAGACAAAAAGCAUUCAAAGAGGAUAUACCAGUUAUUCCCAGAAGCAGGAAACAUGGGCAAAAUCUUACCAGAAUAUUUGAGCUUCUGGACAACAGAAAAGGUGAAAGCUGAAGGUGUUUAUGUACUACCUCAAACUGAAGUUGUAGGAGUGAAAACUGAGAACAAUGGACUAGAACUCACUCUAAAUAAUGGAAAAACUCUAACUGUUGAUUUCGCUAUUGUAGCUGUUGGAGUUGAACCAAAUACCGACCUAGCCCCAAAAUCCGAUCUAGAAGUUGAUCCUGAUCUAGGAGGAUAUUUGGUCAACACUGAACUCCAAGCUAGAACAGACCUUUAUAUAGCCGGCGACUGUGCUUGCUUCUAUGAUCCCCGUUUAGGGCGCAGGCGCAUCGAACACCAUGACCAUUCUGUAGUGACAGGACGUUUGGCAGGUGAGAACAUGACAGGUGCCAGAAAGCCAUACCUGCACCAAAGCAUGUUCUGGUCAGACUUAGGGCCUGAUGUCGGCUAUGAAGCCAUUGGAAUUGUUGAUUCAACCUUGCCAACGGUGGCUGUCUUUGCAAAGGCUACUGAUAAAGACAGCCCUAAAGCCCUAGUGACUGCUACUGAUGAGGGCAUCAGAUCCAAUAUUGAACAAGUUCCACCAGAGUGUGACAAGUAUUUGACAGAAGAACAAAAGGCUGAGGCGGCUGAGUCAAGGAAGCAUUCAAGUGUUGCUGAUAAGGCUGAGGGUGAGGAUUUUGGAAAAGGAGUUAUUUUUUAUUUGAGGAAUGACAUUAUCGUUGGGAUUGUUUUGUGGAACGUUUUCAACAGGAUGUCUACCGCCCGGCAAGUCUUGAAAGAUCAGCGGAAAUAUGAGGAUUUGAAUGAGGUGGCAAAAUUGUUCAAUAUUCAUGAGGAAUAG